Molecule: messenger RNA, 3922 nt
Organism: Staurois parvus
Lineage: Eukaryota; Metazoa; Chordata; Amphibia; Anura; Ranidae
Source: the annotation of a GenBank genome assembly
AUGGAGGAGUCCCAAAUAAGUGCUGAAAGUACUGAUGCUAAUGAGCUCCUCAAAGAGGACAUCAAUUUCAACUCUGUUGAGGAAAAUGUAACAUAUAAGAAAAUACAAGCCUGUGAAUCUGUUCAGAAAAGUAGUUCAUUGAAUGUGCCUGAAGAACUAUCAAGGGACAGGCCUGAGAAAGCCUUAAGCAAAAUCCAGGGUGCUCUACUAAUCCACGAAGGUGCUACUACUGUCUCUAGUGAAAAUCCUGUUUUGCCUAAAGAAAAUAUUAAUGGACCAGUUUCAUACUCCUCAAAUAAAACUUCCAUCCUGAAUACAGACAGUAUUUCCUUAUCCACAGACCACCCUGUGGGUCUGCAAACAAAUUUGUGUUCAUCUUCGAAGGUAGUUUAUGAUCUUCAUCCACCUACAAAGAACUCUGUACAAAUGUCAAGUCAGCAAGUUUUAUUCUUGAUACCUGAUGUAGCACAUGCCAAGAAAGAAACCCAUUCCAACCUUAAACAUCCUACCUCCUCUUCAGUUGGUUGUGAAAUAUCUAAUGGGAGUAAUGCCAGAUUGGAUAGCACUUUAGUAGGGCCAAUAGAUGAGUGCAAUGAUAGGAAAAAGUUACCUGCGAAUGAGAUACAAAAUCAGAUGGAAGGUUGCUCUAUUGCUAUUGAUUCUGUAGGAGCAAACAAUGCUAACUUCAGUACCGAGAGGGACUCUGUAAAUAAUGAUAAAAUGGAGGAAUUAGAAAAGAACUGUGUUGUAAGGGUACAAAAAAAAAGCGUAAACGAAAAAUGGAUGGCAGUAAGAUAACUCGUUGCUAUUCCGAAGAUGCUUAUAAUGAUGUCAAUAUUUCCAAGAAAUCAAAGCUAUUAAAUGUAGAUAUGAUGGAACAGAGUGAUGAAGAGCAAGUGGUAGCUCCACAUAAGUAUGCGUUAAUGAAGAUAAAGUCUGAAUCUUCUCUUGAUGACACGGAAGAACAUCUUCCAAAAGAGGCUAUAGAGGCAUUCAAUCAUUAUAUUUAUAACCCUGUUUGUGAUUAUUCUGGAGAAACCUCACCUGUUCAUGUUGACCCAUUCUUUUCCAGUGAUGUACAAAGUUGUGGGUCACAGUCACCACCGACAUGCACUAGUGAUCAAGAGCCAUCGUUUUACCCCUGCACAAAGUGCAAUGUGAAUUUUAGGGAGAAGAAACACCUUCACAGGCACAUGAUGUAUCACCUGGAUGGGAAUAAUCACUUUCGACACCUUAAUGUUCCAAGGCCAUAUGCUUGUAAAGAGUGUGGGCGAACUUUUAGAGACCGAAAUUCACUUCUUAAACAUAUGAUUAUUCACCAGGAACGACGACAGAAACUGAUGGAGGAAAUCCGUGAACUCAAAGAGCUCCAGGAUGAAGGUAGAAGUGCCCGUCUGCAGUGCCCACAAUGUGUGUUUGGAACCAACUGCCCAAAGACGUUUGUUCAGCAUGCCAAAACCCAUGAAAAAGACAAGCGAUAUUACUGCUGCGAAGAGUGCAACUUCAUGGCUGUUACUGAAAAUGAAUUGGAGUGUCAUAGAGGUAUUGCUCAUGGGGCUGUUGUAAAAUGUUCCGUUUUAACUUCUGAUCUACCCCAAAGGAAAUAUCAGAAAAAGACAUUGAAAAAUUCAUAUUUCCUUUCAUCUAAAAAGCCUACAACAUUUAUCUGUAAGAUGUGUUCAUUUACUGCACCAACCCGCUAUAUUUUAAAAAAGCACAUUGAAUAUGUACAUCCGUCAUCUACUUUAGACCAGUUUAAUGGUCCCCUUGUAAUUAAACAAGAACGUUUUUCAGAUAAUGAACUUGAAUCUGAGAGUAAAGAGUUUGCGAAACAGCCCCCUUUUCCAAAGAAUUCUGUCUUAAAGCAAGAUAUGAAGAGACCGUAUGGAUCCCUUGGUCAAAGUAACAGUUUUACAAAGUUGUACAGAAAACACAAGAUACAAAAAGCUCGAAAAAGUGCUGCUCAAUCUGUUGUCAGUGGUCCUUCAAUUUCCCCAAAUAAAUCUCUGCUUUUCACUAGCAAUGACCAAAAACAUAGGUACUUUAAAAUGAAACAAAAGCAUGCAAGGAUAAAUCAUGCCUACAUCUAUAAUCAGAAGUGGGAUGGCUACAAAACGUUGAAAAAAUCACACAUUUAUCCACUGAAUUUAAAAAAGGAAGAAGGUAAUUCUUCACAUCAGCUUUCCAGUUCACCUGAUCCUGAUCUUCAGGAAGAAUGCUUGAUUAUGGAUCCUCAUAACCGUCACCCAGGUAGACUAGUUGGUUUCAAAGACAGGGUAGCAGUCAAAAGGGUGCGGAGAGCAGACCUGGAAAGACCAGUGACAGAAGAAGAUAUGGAUAGCUAUCCAGAUUUCCUUCAAAAAGUGACUUAUGUUGUACUAAAAAAACUUGACCCCUCUGAUAAAAAAGACGAUUAUGAUUCAUGGGACAAUAGUGAGAUUUGCAAUUAUAACACAGAAUCUCCAGAUGAUGCAUACAACAGUCCAGCAAAAAAAGCAGUUUACCCAAUUUUUAAAGACAAAACUAAAGAUCUUCAGCUCAAUGAAGACCAGGGCUUGCAUUACAAUAGUAAUGAUGGCUUUUACUUUGAGUAUUAUGAAGAUGGUGAGGGAGAUGGUUACAUGCAUGAAAUGUCUGAUGUUGAUUUGGAAAAUGCAGAAUCUGCAUUGCCAGGCCACAGUAUAUUCCACUGGAGUGAUUUAGCUCUUGAAAAGAAGUCUUGUCCAUACUGUCCUGCAACCUUUGAAACAGGUGUUGGGUUAUCUAAUCAUGUUCGUGGACAUUUGCACAGAGCGGGACUAACCUACGAAGCUCGCCACGUGGUGUCUCCAGAGCAAAUUGCAUCAAGUGAUAAAAUGCAGCACUUCAGGAGGACAGGAACGCCAACAAAGCGUGUAAGGAAAGUAAUAGAGAAAAUCAGAGAGCCCUUCUGAGCACACAUGUGCUCUGUGUGGAGGCUGGUUUGAUACAAAAAUUGGAUUAUCAAACCAUGUUCGAGGUCACCUGAAAAGACUUGGGAAAAAUAAAUGGGAUGCACACAAAUCGCCCAUCUGUGUUCUGAAUGAAAUGCUGCAAAAUGAAGAAAAGUAUGAACAACUUCUAAAGAUCCUUAACAACAGGCGCCCAUUUCAAAGACCAGCUCACAGACCCUUCUCAGCACACAGGUCUUCCCGAAAUGACUUUUCAAAGACCAGUGUUGCACCUACCGAAGAACACUGCAAUGGCUUAAAAAACGGACACUGCAUCUGAGCAAAUAUUACAGGAAGGGCUGUGCCCAAGUGAAUGUGAUGGAACAAGUCUACUUGGGGACAAGGAUCAACUUGCUUUUUUACCUGAAUUUCUUAAAGUAAAAAAAUCAGGCGAAGAUAAAAACUCAGAAUCUUUUCAAAGGGUCAAUCAAACUGCAAGAAAGAGGUUGACGCAGAAAUGCCUUCAUCCUUUAAACGAAGAUUGUUCGCUGAUGUGCAAUUCACAUAAAAACAUUGAUUUCGUCUUGCAGUCGGGUAUGUCGGCAAAGCUUAAGACUUGCGUGAACUGUAAUACAACCUUUACAAGUGCAGUUAGCCUGUCAAACCAUAUGCGUGCAUAUUCCCGAAAGAAGAGUGCUGGUCUUUUGACUGGGACAGUUUUGGACUGCAAGCAAAAGAAGUCAAGAUCACGAUCUGGAAGCAAGAAGAAAGUGUUACCUUUACCACACAGUGCAGAUGAAGUUUAUGUUCUGAGAUGCAGGUUCUGUGGACUAGUCUUUCGUGGACCUCUGUCUGUACAAGAAGAUUGGAUAAAACAUUUACAACGUCACAUUGUCAAUGCAAACCUUCCACGGACUGGAGCUGGAAUGGUUGAAGUGGAACCGCUACUAAAGAAAUCCCCUUCCAUCACUGAAGCAAAUGUCCCUUUAUUAAUGGCUGAAGCUGCAACAUAA